Trypanosoma rangeli is the source of this 1074-nucleotide messenger RNA. RefSeq lists its product as uncharacterized. Bases 1 to 1074 code for a protein of 357 amino acids. The record is from RefSeq and is a predicted model, not a curated record. The transcript has a single exon. Lineage: Eukaryota; Euglenozoa; Kinetoplastea; Trypanosomatida; Trypanosomatidae.
AUGUACGGAGUGGCCGCGGCACUGUUGCUGUACCUCAUCGUUGGUAAAAAUGCCGUAGCCAAGGUGAAUACUGUGGGGAGCGCUCUCCUUUUCUGCUUUCUCUUCGCCCGCACACUUCGCGGCACUCUGCAUUUUUUAUGGCAAGGCCGUGGAAGAUUGACGUUCGCUCGCGUUGUGAAUUGUGUCGCACUGCGGGCUCCUGCGGGACUUAGGGGGCAAAGUGCUGUUUACAUGAGUUUUGCAGAUUUUUUUCUUCUCCCACUUUGUAUUGCGGUCUCUGCUUUUCGCCAUGUGAAGACCCUUGCGCAUAUUACUUUCAUACUUCGCUCCCAUUGCGUGGUACUUGUCUGGCUCGCCUGGGUCUUUCUACUGGGCGGAGUGCUGCUCAACAUCCUCCAUUGGUGUGUUAUUCUUCCAAUGGGUCGUAGCGAUCCGCAUCGCUUCAUGCAUGGAAUAGGAAUUGUCCCACGUAUCCUCGCUUUUUUGGCCACGUGGAUGGGGAUUCCAACACUCUCCGUGCUAAGUGUCAUGCUUCCCUGCGAUGGAGAGGCAAUGUCUUUUGUUGUCGACGCAAGGUGUUUGUCCUCGUUCCAUCGUUGGUGCAUUGUGAUUGGGGGUCUUGUCUUUCUCCUAUACUUCUUUUCACAGGACGUUGCAUUGGGUGUGCUCGAGCAUUGCGGGGACACGGAUUCUGACGAUCGUCGUUGUGAUGGGCUGAUGUUGCAGUUCAUGAUGUUUCAUCGGUGCGCAUAUGUUUUUAUUGCUGUCUUUGCAGACAAACCGGCUUGGUACGUUCUUGCCGGGACCCUGUCUACUUUUUUACUACUACUGAUGUCAAGAACCUUUUUUGCGUCUGCAAGACUACUGAAUGAUCUGACAUGCGUGUCCUUGCUGCAGUGUCUGGUGGGAUCUUUAUGCUGCUCGCUGACCUAUGUUAUGGAUCCCAGCUCCGCCGCUUGGCUGUGGAUGUGUUUCUCGCUGUUGAGUGGGGGGCUGCUUGUUGCGUUGCUCUUUCAUCGUAAUGGAAUGCACCUCUUUGAGAGUGACAGCGAGGUGUGGAUCCUUGGCAUUUAG